This is a messenger RNA of Manis javanica (Malayan pangolin), 2550 nucleotides long. RefSeq names its product protein kinase domain containing, cytoplasmic (gene PKDCC). Lineage: Eukaryota; Metazoa; Chordata; Mammalia; Pholidota; Manidae. The record is from RefSeq and is a predicted model, not a curated record. Gene Ontology annotation, cellular component: extracellular region. Gene Ontology annotation, biological process: peptidyl-tyrosine phosphorylation; skeletal system development. Gene Ontology annotation, molecular function: ATP binding; non-membrane spanning protein tyrosine kinase activity.
GGAGGCAAGUGUCAGGCCGAUGUGCCGCCCGCAAGGGGCCGGGGUCGGGGCCGCCGGGGCCAUGCACGAGGGCUGGGCAGGGGGCAGGCUGGGCGCGGAGCGGAGCCGCCUCGGAGCCUGAGCCUCCCGGGGCCCGGCCGGGGAGCCUCGCGGGGCCGGCCGGCCGGGGGGAGGGGAGCGAUGCGGCGCCGGCGGGCGGCGGUAGCCGCGGGUUUCUGCGCCUCUUUCCUGCUCGGCUCCGUCCUCAACGUGCUCUUCGCACCGGGGUCGGAGCCGCCGCGGCCAGGCCAGUCCCCCGGGCCCUCGGUAGCCCCGGGCCCGGGACGUCGCGGGGGCCGCGGGGAGCUGGCCCGGCAGAUCCGAGCGCGCUACGAGGAGGUGCAGCGCUAUUCCCGCGGGGGCCCUGGGCCCGGGGCUGGCCGACCGGAGCGGCGGCGCCUGAUGGACCUGGCUCCGCGCGGACCGGGCCUUCAGCGUCCCCGGCCCCCGCGGGCCCGGCCCCUGCCCGACGGCGCCCCUGGCUGGCCCCCUGCUCCCGGGCCGGGCUCUCCCGUGCCGGGCCCGCGCUUGGGCUGCGCCGCACUCCGCAACGUGUCCGGCGCACAGUACGUGGGCUCGGGCUACACCAAGGCCGUGUACCGGGUCCGCCUGCCUGGCGGUGCCGCGGUGGCGCUCAAGGCGGUGGACUUCAGCGGCCACGAUCUGGGCAGCUGCGUGCGCGAGUUCGGGGCACGGAGGGGCUGCUAUCGCCUGGCGGCCCACAAGCUGCUCAAGGAAAUGGUGCUGCUGGAGCGGCUGCGGCACCCCAACGUGCUGCAGCUCUAUGGCUACUGCUACCAGGACAGCGAGGACAUCCCAGACACCCUGACCACCAUCACGGAGCUGGGAGCCCCCGUGGAAAUGAUCCAGCUGCUGCAGGCUUCUUGGGACGACCGAUUCCGAAUCUGCCUGAGCUUGGGCCGCCUUCUCCACCACCUGGCCCACUCCCCACUGGGCUCUGUCACUCUGCUGGACUUCCGCCCCCGACAGUUUGUACUGGUGGACGGCGAGCUGAAGGUGACAGAUCUGGAUGAUGCACGUGUGGAGGAGACGCCAUGUGCAAGCAGUGCUGAUUGCAUACUCGAGUUUCCAGCCAGGAACUUCACCCUGCCCUGCUCAGCCCAGGGCUGGUGUGAGGGCAUGAACGAGAAGCGCAACCUCUACAAUGCCUACAGGUUUUUCUUCACAUACCUCCUGCCCCACAGUGCCCCACCCUCACUACGGUCUCUGCUGGACAGCAUCGUUAAUGCCACAGGAGAGCUCACCUGGGGGGUGGAUGAGACCCUAGCCCAGCUGGAGAAGGUGCUGUACCUAUACCGGAGCGGGCAGUAUCUGCAGAACUCCACAGCAGUCAGCAGAGCUGAGUACCGGCACCUCCCAGGCAGCACCAUCCCCCAGGAAGACUACCGCUGCUGGCCAUCCUACCACCACGGGAGCUGCCUUCUUUCAGUGUUCAAUCUGGCUGAGGCUGUGGACGUCUGCGAGAGCCAUGCCCAGUGCCGGGCCUUUGUGGUCACCAACCAGACCACCUGGACAGGUGAGCCAGUGAGAAAGGACAUCCUGCAGGAGAUGACUGUUCUUGACCAGAAGAGAUUGACAGGUCGGCAGCUGGUCUUUUUCAAGACGGGAUGGAGCCACGUGGUCCCUGAUCCCAACAAGACUACAUAUGUGAGGGCCUCUGGCUGAUCCGAGGGCUCAGCUGACAAACUGGCCGUCACCACCGGCUGGGCUGCCUAUGGACGGAGUGACUUGCACUCGCAGCUCUGCAUGUCACUUCGGAACGCGUGCAGCCAAGGUGACAUCCCAGGCAGACUGAGGUGACCAGGACAAUGUGCAAUAAUGCCAAAUGUUAAAAUGUGAGUUUACCAGUCUAGGUAUGGGACUGCUGGCUCCAGGGCCAGGAAUCAUGGGUGCUGACUGCUUCGCCAACCCUCUGGGUUGCCAGCAAGGCUCCAGCUAGGCUCCCCACUGGGGUCUCUACCCCUCACUGGGACAGUUCGGUGGGCAACCCAUCACUGUGUUCCUAGUGUGAGAAUGUAGCCGAAGCCCCUGGCUGCUGCUGCUGUCGCACAUGCCACAGCCUGGCAGGGGCUGUGUGGGGACAAUCGGUCACGGGGUGUUUUCCCAGCCGAGCUCCGAACAGGAGACUUGACCCGGAUGCUGUGGGAAGUGGGUGAUUCUGUACCAGGGGAGGCUGCCUCUGGCCAAGUGACAGGAAGCUCCCAUGAGCCACGCAGGGGCAGGAACAGGGGAGCACACAUGGUAUGAGCCAAGACAUGGGGUGGAGGAGCAGGUUGCGGUUUGAGCCAGGACCUGGGGCGGGGGUGGGGCCGGGGCCUUUCUGCCUCAUUUGCUUUCAGUGAAAGCCGCAAAGCAACCAAAACCAGCCUGUCCCCCCGCCUGGAGUUUGUAUAUCCAGAAGCUUUUGUACUUCUUGUUUGUUAAAAUGUUUAUUUUUGUAAAAAAAAAAAAAAUCAAUCAAUUAAUAAAAUGACAUUUCACGGCAAGGAC